Messenger RNA from Topomyia yanbarensis, 483 nucleotides. RefSeq names its product mitochondrial amidoxime-reducing component 1-like. Gene Ontology annotation, molecular function: catalytic activity; pyridoxal phosphate binding; molybdenum ion binding. The transcript has 2 exons. NCBI's taxonomy places the organism in Eukaryota, Metazoa, Arthropoda, Insecta, Diptera, Culicidae. The record is from RefSeq and is a predicted model, not a curated record. Bases 1 to 483 code for a protein of 160 amino acids.
AUGGAUAGUCUGAAAAAAGAGGUUGACCGAGUACGGUCGGUGGUUUCCCGAUAUUCUAACCGGGAGGUGCGGGAGAAAAAUCGUUUUUUCGUUAAUUUGACCUCGACCGAUUCGGGUGCUCUUCACGAUUCGACUAGUUUCAUGCUUCUGUCGGAGGCGUCUGUGGCGGACGUGAAUUCAAGGUUGGAGAAACCGGUGACGGCUUUGCAAUACCGGCCAAACUUUGUUGUGAAAGGACCGGCCGCAUACGAGGAGGACAAUUGGAAGUGGAUUAAGAUAGGCGAAACGAUCUAUCGGAAUCUGAAGCCGUGUACGAGGUGCAUCUUCAUCAACGUGGAUCCGGAAACUGGAAUACCCAGCACAAACUCGGAACCACUAAAGACGCUCAAAACGUACCGUCGACAACCGGGCCUUGGCGAUGAUCCAGCUCGGCAGCUACACACAACCACGACAGCCUCAGUGGAGAUCGACCGCGGUCUCUGA